AUAACAUUGCCAAUUAGCAACAUAAAUCCUAAGUUUGAGAAUCUACGGUAUCUGAUGAGGGACAGUUACAAAAACAGGAAGUAGUAACUCAGGAGGCGUGUCUACGGAGGUUUGUAAGGGGAUUGACCAGAAAGCACAUGCUAAGCGGUUUGUUUUCGCCCUUGCUCUUUUACCCUCAUUAAGUUAUCUAUUGUCGUGAGUGAUUCAUUUUUGGAUUCGAUUUGUGCCAACAUCAAUUUCUACUGGUGUAUAAUAUAGCUCAAAAGUGGCACCGUCGAAAGUUAUAUCACAGCAAGGUCAUAACGAGCAAGUGGACGAGUAGCGUGAAGUUCAUUUCAUCACUGGACGUCAAAAAUACAUAUAGGACAUCGAAAUGGCGGGACUGGUUAACUUUGAAGAUGAGAAAGAAGUGGAACAGUUCCUGGAUAAUUUGGGUGUGGAGUACAGCUACCAGUGCUACAAGGAGAAUGACCCCGAAGGAUGCCAGAGGUUAGCCGAUUACAUGGAAGGAGUGAAGCAAAACUACGAGGCUACGGCACAGGUGCUCAAACACAACUGUGACAAACAUACUCAUGCAGAAAGCUGCUACAAGCUGGGGGCUUACCAUGUCACAGGCAAAGGUGGUGUGGGCGAGUGCCUGAAAAGCGCCUACUCUUGCUUCAUGCGAGCAUGUGAUGCCGGCGGAAAGAAAUCCAUAGACGCCUGCCACAACGUGGGUCUACUGGCUCAUGACGGGCGGGCCAUAGAGGGUGGCACCCCCGAGCCGGAUGCCGCUCGCCGUUACUACGAGAGGGCGUGCGCGGGCGGCUUUGCGCCGUCCUGCUUCAACCUCAGUGCCUUGUACAUCGAGGGCAACGCCAAAGGGGUCAAGCCGGACAUGGCGACGGCGCUCAAGUACGCCAUGAGGGCCUGCGAGCUGGGACACGUGUGGGGCUGCGCCAAUGCCAGCCGCAUGUACAGGCUGGGCGACGGCACUGAAAAGGAUGACAAGAAGGCGGAGGAGCUGAAGAAUCGGGCCAGGGAAUUGCAUGGUUUGCAAAAGGAGAAGCAGCUCAAAUUUGGGGAGUGAUGACAAGAGGCCUGUGUGUGUGUGUGUGUGUGUGUGUCCACCACAAACUGAAAGUGUCAGAGUGCAACAUGUAAGUGUAAUUUCUCAUUGACUCAAGGGCGUUGUAAAAGUCAUUGUAUGUAAGAGAAUGAUUUAUUUCUGACAAUGAUGUCUAAUUUUUGUGAUAAAGAGAAAAAGUCUGAAACUUUCAAGAUAAAUGAAAGUGUUAUUUUGUAAGAAGAUAUUAGAAACACACAUGCAGCACCUGCUUUCGACUCAUGCCUCGACACUCACACACAGAGAAGCCAGUGUCACCCCGCACCAACUGCCUCCUCUUUUUUUGACUGUUCUCAUGAACGAACAAAAAGUUAUAUUACAAUAAAACACUGCAAAUUCAAGAUGUGGUAAUAUGAGAGAAAAAGUAACAAUAUUGCAAAAAAAUGGUUCUGCUACCGAAAAGUUGUAAUACUACGUGUGACGUUUAUGACUUUUAACAAAAAAUUGUAUUACAUGGAGAAGUCUGUAAUACAUGAAAAAUUAUAUGAUUGCAUUAAAGAAAAUGCCACAAUGAUU
This is a messenger RNA of Hippocampus comes (tiger tail seahorse), 1621 nucleotides long. RefSeq names its product cytochrome c oxidase assembly factor 7 (gene coa7). Gene Ontology annotation, cellular component: mitochondrial intermembrane space. The record is from RefSeq and is a predicted model, not a curated record. Gene Ontology annotation, molecular function: protein binding. Bases 374 to 1069 code for a protein of 231 amino acids. The transcript has 4 exons. Lineage: Eukaryota; Metazoa; Chordata; Actinopteri; Syngnathiformes; Syngnathidae.